This is a messenger RNA of Protomyces lactucae-debilis, 2363 nucleotides long. RefSeq lists its product as uncharacterized. The record is from RefSeq and is a predicted model, not a curated record. Lineage: Eukaryota; Fungi; Ascomycota; Taphrinomycetes; Taphrinales; Protomycetaceae. The transcript has a single exon. Bases 485 to 1915 code for a protein of 476 amino acids.
UAAUUAGUGAAUGCCGACCCGUACGGAAGCUCAUACCGAUACUGCUGGUAUAUUGACAAUGAUAUUGUGAGAAUGCCUGUCAUGAAGAGCGAACGCGCUAGACCCUGAAAAAUCCUCAGGGGCGUCUUGGCUGAGUCGGCUUCUUCAAAUACUUGUCACUCGCACAGCAAAUAUUUGCCAGCUUCGCUCCAGCUUGACCUUGCAUGUGUCAAAGGGGAGCCCAAACAUGGAAAACAGUGUAUCAUUUUGAUGAAUAAGUGCCGGAGGACACAGUCUAGGCCUGGCCAAGACGACUGCAGGCGAGACUUUGAGUAUGACAGGCGUGUGAUCCAGACUCAACGCAAAGUCUCCAGCACGCGUCGGAGUCUCCUAAAUCGCGCUCCUGAAAAUAUCGCGGUCUAUAAGAUACAUCGAUUAAGCCGUGAUCUCGUCCCUUCUUGAUAGACAAACCUUUCACACUCCAGCCAUCAAAAGUCUGUUUUUGAUGAAGACACUUAUGCAGACCUCUCAGCCUUGUAUUGGCUUGCGCAUACUACUCUUUGGCACCAUCCUUAUACAAGGCAUCUUCUCAGGAAAUUGCGUGAGCUCCAAAGGCAAGAGUCCGUGCGUUGAUCCCUCUGGAUCUGCAUCUAAAACGGGUCCUGAGCACGAAGGCACCAUCGGAGACUCUGGUGAAAAUAAAGCGGGCGACGCAAGUGCAUCAGGACUGUCUGAUACGCUGAUGACCACACAGGUGGAAUUCAUCAUUGAGCAGACGUUCACGGUCUUUGAAGGAGAUGAAAGCUGUCAAGAUCGCUGCUGGCGUGAAGUUUUCAAUUAUCGAUCGAGGCGAGCGGAGUAUACAGCUCCUCCUCCCGUGCAUCAUCACUGCAAUCUUGGGUGGAUCCAAUUUGGUUGGAGGACGCUCGAGACGUCACUGCCGAAACACAUCUUGGGUGAGCCGGAUUGGUUCGAGGAUCUGUUUAAAAGGGACUUCAAGAACUUAGAGCAGCCGAUGGAGAAAGGUGAUCCCGAAGCCUCCUUACGAAUACUUGCUGAAGUGGCAAUUCUGAUUUUGGAUGCAGUUGCAAGAGGCGACACGGGGAAAUCGUCUCUUCCACAGGUACCUGGUCACGCCUUCCACCACUACAGCAACAAGAAGUACCCCCAAAACGAGAAGAAGAAUACACGAGACCCAGAUCAUGCAGGUCCAAUCCACAAAGCGUCUCCACCCACUUGCUAUGCAGGAGGAACAAGCGAAUACACUUGUCACAGAGAGUACCAGUUUCCAACAAGCUUUUCUUCUGCAAUCGAGGGAAUGACGAGAGUGAUUUCGGAUUACUGUAUCUACGUCAAAAAGAAGCUUCAAGGCAACACCCAAGCGGAGUCCCAGCAGCCUUCUUCUUCUGGAUCUCAAGCGAGUUCUUCCAAGGAACCACAUCAUUGGCGGCCCCACAGGAACAAGGGGCCAAAACAGUGUAGGUGUCAGAUUGCUGUUGUCGUUAAUCACUUCUUGUACGACAGGGACAUACCCGAUCCCAUGUGCAACGCGACGGCUUUUGCCGAGCUUUUCUCAUACAACCAGGGGUCGUGGUAUUUGGUAGAAACUGGCAAAAAGCUGAUCGAUCAAAGCGAGCAGCUGCAAGCAUUCCCUGGUGCCAACAACAUUAUGAAGUUUAACGCUAUGAAGACGGAGUGGUACCUGUGGUGUAGGCAUCAAACUUUCUUUGCUCUUGCAUCCGAAAUGAUGGGCGAAGCUUUCCCCAGGCCUUCAGGCAUACCCGAUCUUCCAGUAACGGAUGAAGAAAAGGAGUACUUUGGAAAGCAAACGAGUUUAGUCUACUGGUUGCGAACGCCAAAAUUCUUGGACACGAUGGCUACACGGGAAGCAUCCGAUCAAGAACCAGGGCCACGCCCUCCCGUGUCGCUCGUUUAGCGUCUUUGAUGGGGACUUGUAACGAACACGCAGCGUUAAACCUCCGCAUCCGACUUUCCCGCACCACAUGCUUUGGCAACUCAUCGCGGCUCUUCUAUCUUCCGCCCUUCAACGACGCUUACCACCUCAGCACUAUGCCUAUCGUUCCGCGCUUAGCUUGCUCGUUUCUGGCAACGCUCUGUCACGUUGUCUUACUCGCUCUUUUACUCGUCGACAACGUCCAUCACGUCGUCACUUGUUCUGCCUCUUCCUUAUCCUGCAGCUCGGACAUCUCCACUGGGCUCAUGCAAUCUCGCUUCUCCUCUUCUUUCCCUGUUCUCCUGCUGAGAGUCGGCUCCCGUGGGCUUCAUCCACAUCACCACCAUGCGCUCUCAUGCUCGUACUUGGUAGACAUACGUAGGCAGCCUUCCGCUGUCUUAUUCCUUAGUUUACAAUUUCUAUUCUUGUC